Molecule: messenger RNA, 2093 nt
Organism: Mus pahari (shrew mouse)
Lineage: Eukaryota; Metazoa; Chordata; Mammalia; Rodentia; Muridae
Gene: Tuba4a
Product: tubulin alpha 4a
Exons: 4
Coding region: 100-1446 (448 amino acids)
Biological process (GO): microtubule cytoskeleton organization; mitotic cell cycle
Cellular component (GO): cytoplasm; microtubule
Molecular function (GO): GTP binding; structural constituent of cytoskeleton
Source: RefSeq, a predicted model, not a curated record
CGCCUCCUGCCUAUAAGAGUGGUGCGGCACUGCAGCUCCGCAGAUCUCACCGAGACCCGUGACCCCGACUCUACGUGAGACGUACAGCCCAAACUCAUCAUGCGCGAGUGCAUUUCAGUCCAUGUGGGGCAGGCAGGUGUCCAGAUGGGCAAUGCCUGCUGGGAGCUCUACUGUCUGGAACAUGGGAUUCAGCCUGAUGGGCAAAUGCCCAGUGAUAAGACCAUUGGUGGAGGGGAUGACUCCUUCACCACCUUCUUCUGUGAAACUGGAGCUGGAAAACAUGUGCCUCGGGCCGUCUUUGUGGACCUGGAGCCUACUGUAAUCGAUGAGAUCCGAAAUGGCCCAUACCGCCAGCUCUUCCACCCAGAGCAGCUUAUCACUGGGAAAGAAGAUGCGGCCAACAACUAUGCCCGUGGUCACUACACCAUUGGCAAGGAGAUCAUCGACCCAGUGCUGGACCGGAUCCGCAAGCUGUCUGAUCAGUGCACAGGACUUCAGGGCUUCCUAGUAUUCCACAGCUUUGGAGGAGGCACUGGCUCUGGAUUCACCUCUCUGCUGAUGGAGCGGCUUUCUGUUGACUACGGCAAGAAGUCCAAGCUGGAAUUCUCCAUCUACCCAGCCCCACAAGUGUCCACGGCUGUAGUGGAGCCCUACAACUCCAUCCUGACCACCCAUACCACCCUGGAACACUCAGACUGUGCCUUCAUGGUGGACAACGAGGCCAUUUAUGACAUAUGCCGUCGUAACCUGGAUAUUGAGCGCCCAACCUAUACCAACCUCAACCGCCUCAUCAGCCAAAUUGUCUCCUCCAUCACAGCUUCCUUGCGCUUUGAUGGGGCCCUCAAUGUGGACCUGACAGAGUUCCAGACCAACCUGGUGCCCUACCCUCGAAUCCACUUCCCCUUGGCUACCUAUGCACCAGUCAUUUCUGCAGAGAAGGCCUACCAUGAGCAGCUGUCAGUGGCAGAAAUCACCAAUGCCUGUUUUGAGCCUGCCAACCAGAUGGUGAAAUGUGACCCUCGGCACGGCAAGUACAUGGCCUGCUGCCUGCUGUACCGUGGAGAUGUGGUGCCCAAGGAUGUGAAUGCUGCCAUAGCUGCCAUCAAGACAAAGCGCAGCAUCCAGUUUGUGGACUGGUGCCCCACAGGUUUCAAGGUUGGUAUCAACUACCAACCACCCACAGUGGUGCCUGGGGGUGACCUGGCCAAGGUGCAGCGUGCUGUGUGCAUGCUGAGCAACACAACCGCCAUUGCUGAAGCCUGGGCCCGUCUGGACCACAAGUUUGACUUGAUGUAUGCCAAGAGGGCUUUUGUACACUGGUAUGUGGGUGAGGGAAUGGAGGAGGGGGAGUUCUCUGAGGCUCGAGAGGAUAUGGCUGCCCUGGAAAAAGAUUAUGAGGAAGUAGGCAUCGACUCCUAUGAGGAUGAGGAUGAGGGAGAAGAGUAGACAGCUACUUGGAGCCUGUUCACUGUGUUUAUUGCAAAAUCCUUUCGAAAUAAACAGUCUCCUUGCAUGGUUUCUUGUCCCCUUUGUAACUGCUUGAACCUCUGCUUGUCCCCCUUUCUGCUUUGGCUGCUAUCUCCCACUACUGGCCGCUUGUGACCUUUUAUUUUACCUUCACGUGGCUGACAGACUUGCCAAGGGGGCCCAACAUUGAGCCCCAGAAAGUACGAACCUAAGGACUUCAAUGUAAGGUCCUAAGGACGCCCAGGAUAGGAAAGAAACAAGGACCAAAUCCUGGACCUGUCUGUCUAGCUACAAGCUAUUGCAAGAUACAAGUCUUCACUUUUUGAAAUGUCUGAUAGUCUGUGUUGGAUGGCUGGACUACUUUAUUCUUCUUGCUGCUGCUUCACUCAACAGUUCUAGAAGCAAGGCUUGGCCCAGGCGUCAUUGAACACUGAGGAUUUGGGAAUGGGGGCUGGGCGGGCCCAAAGUUCCUGGGCAUACAGCCAUCUCACAAACUUGGGGGAUGGGCAGGAACAAGGGCAAUUUAGUUGUUUGUGCCACUGCACCUUUGGCAGCUUUGCAUAGCUUGCUGUCUAUCUUGCUUUCUGGGGCUGGAGCCAUGCUAUUAAAAGUCAGGUCGUCUCCCC